Molecule: messenger RNA, 3769 nt
Organism: Lagenorhynchus albirostris (white-beaked dolphin)
Lineage: Eukaryota; Metazoa; Chordata; Mammalia; Artiodactyla; Delphinidae
Gene: PPP1R3G
Product: protein phosphatase 1 regulatory subunit 3G
Exons: 2
Coding region: 121-1197 (358 amino acids)
Biological process (GO): regulation of glycogen biosynthetic process
Cellular component (GO): protein phosphatase type 1 complex
Molecular function (GO): glycogen binding; protein phosphatase 1 binding
Source: RefSeq, a predicted model, not a curated record
ACCCGGAGCCUGCCGACUGGGACUGCCUUCUCCGCUCGGGCCGGGGCGGGCGCUGCGCGCUCUUUCCACCACCCCAGGCAUCAAGUCUCCAGAGAACAAGUCCCGGGGUCAGACGGCGUCAUGGAACCCCCGGGGCCGCAGCUGCUAAGUUUGGAGGCGCCGGGACCUGCGCCUUUUGAAGACCCCCCGCCUGCCGAGGAGCCGCCCGCCCCGGGAGUCCUCUGCACCGAGGGUGGCGGGGACGGCGGCGGCACGUCGGCGGUCCCGAGCUCCGACGCCGAGGGCCCGUCCCCGCAGGAAGAGACUGCCCCCUGGGAGCAGGAGGAGCUGCUGGAAAGCCGUCGCCGCCGCCGCUGCGGCGCGCGCUCCUUCCCUCUGCCCGCCGACCCGAUCCUGCAGGCGGCCAAGUUCCUGCAGCGGCAGCGGCCGCCUGCCCCGGGGCCGGGCGCGGAGGGCGGCGAGAGGGUCGAGGACGCGCCGCACAGCCCGGGCUGCUGCGCCAAGUGCCAGAAGCGGGUGCAGUUCGCGGACGCGCUGGGGCUGAGCCUAGCCAGCGUGAAGCACUUCAGCGUGGCCGAGGAGCCGCAGGUGCCGCCCGCCGUGCUCUCUCGCCUGCGCAGCCUCCCGGCGCGCGCCGAGAACCUGGAGCAGCUCCCGGGCCUGCUGGCCGCGGCGGCGGCGGCGGCGGCGGCCGCGCCCCUCCGCGAACAGCCUCCCCGACUGCAGCCUCUCUUCGAGCUCCCCGGGCCGAGCGCCGCAGACGAGCGCCUGCGGCGACAGCGCGUGUGCCUGGAGCGCGUGCAGUGCUCGGCACCCUGGGGCGCGGAGGUGACCGGCUCCGGCCGGGUGCUGGGCUGCCCGGGGCCACGCGUCGUGGCCGUGCGCUACACCUUCACCGAGUGGCGCUCCUUCCUGGACGUGCCGGCUGAGCUGCGGCCCGAGCCAGGGAAGCCUCCGCCGCCAGAGGCGCCGUCCUGGGGGCCGGGGGAGGCCGAGGAGGAGCCGAGCGCCGAGCGCUUCCACUUCGCGCUGUGCCUGCCCCCGGGCCUGCAGCUCAAGGAGGGGGAGGACGCGGACGCUCCGGACGUCGCCGUCCACUUCGCCGUCUGCUACCGCUGCGCCCAGGGCGAGUACUGGGACAACAACUCGGGGGCCAACUACACGCUGCGCUACGUGCGCCCUGCCGACGCGCGCUGAGCCCGCAGUCCUCGGCACCGCAGCGCUCGCAGGGACGCGGGAAGGGGCCGACGGCGCGCGGAGCCCAGGCAGCCGCGACGCUUUGCGGAGCGUCAUCUUUCUGGAGAGAAGAAGCCGCUCCCCGCAAGCUCGCGCCCCAGACAGAACCCGCCUGCAAGCACGGAGCCCUACCCGGCGAAGCGCCCUACCUUCCCGGCCUCUUUCCCGUCGCUUUGGCCUCUGGAGUUCUCGCCGCGCGUCGAAUGGGAAGAAAUCCUCAAGAUUCCGAGCAGUGGCUUUCUCCACGAAAAAGACUCCUGACUCCUGAGCGAGGCUGCAAACCCUUGGGAUUUGUCUUUAACUGUGGACGUCCCCUCGGGUCUCAGGGAGCGGUCGAAGCAUCCCGCCGCCUCGCGCCGAGGGACGGCGUGAACUGCGGGCCCGCGGGAGCCCGCGGCCUGUUUCUCGAGAAAACCAGGUGGGGCCUUGGCCGGGCAGUCCUUUUCUCUUACCUGGGAUCUGGGAAAUGUUUGCUGACUCGUGCGCUUGCGUACAAAUGUCCUUUUGAAAAGUAAAGGUCACGUGCACGUCUGUUACUUGAUAUUUCAGCUCCCGGAAGUUUGGGAGACCUUGGCAGUCGGGCCGUCUUCUUCAGCGGAUGAUGCUACACUUUAAAGUGGUCAAACAACAAUAUUUUCAAAUUUCCCUUCUUUCAUCCCUCCUGUCUGAUGUGGAAAGGCCCAGAUUUCCCAUAAUGGGCUAGAGUGUUCUUAAAAGUGUUUUGUAGAAGUCGUUCUUUCCCCGGGCAAAAUAAGAUGCUUGGUGAGUUGAAAUGCCGGCGGCAGGCCUUGGCGGUGAGCCGUCAGAGCCGGUCUUUGGCCUCCAGCCGCGAUGUGUAGGCAAAGCACAUCGCAGCUGCUAGACUCUUGGGCCAUUAGCAGUCAGAGACGCCGGACUCUCGGUGGCUGGACUCCAAGCCGGGGAGAUGAGGGAUGGAAGGGUGGCUUUCUGUCCCUCCUGGAGCCACAGCAGGGAGCAGCGGCUUGAAUGAUGAAGCAUGCCCAGCAAGAAAAUCCUGCUCCGAAUCCGGUGGGCACCAGCCUGGCUGGCCUCCUUCAUUCACUGCUGAUGGCUGUGAAUGCCAAGAUCAGGGCUGGUGAGCCUCCUGAGGACUGGAUUUCUUCAUACCUUGGUCCUGCCUUGGAGCAUGUGGCUUGGAGCACUUGGGGAAUUGUGGUCUGUGUCAUGUGUACUGUGUCAGGAGUGCAAGGAACAGCCUUCAGGAGGAAAUGUCAGGCUUUGCCUUCGUGUGACAUCAUGGGACUGACAGACGUGCCUUUUCAGCUCAUGCAAUGGACACGGGUUUAUAGGUUAAAAGAGGGCACCGUGGCAUGUGGUAACUUAACAGGCAGCCCUGGCAAACGGUGAGCUGUUUGCUGUCCAGCUUUGCCCGGUCAGUCCCCGUGAUGCCAGGCCUGGACGGUCUUCAGGAUGGGGGUUGUGUUUUGUAUGGUCACAGCGGCAAGGGGCUGGGAGCAGGGCAGAAACUGACAACCUGGGCCCAGCCCCGUGACCCCACCUGUCCUCCUACAGGGCCAUCCUGGCCUUAUUGUCGAUAAGCGGGCCAGUGCCUGGAAACCCCCGGAAGAGGCUGACCCUGGCUUCUCCUCGGGACUAGUGAUGGACACUUUCCACUAGGUGACCUGCUGUUUCCUUGCUCCCCUCUGGACUCCCUCUGAUCGGGGAGGCUGUCAGGAUGCAGCCCAAAAUGGUCCGUUAACCCUCCAAGAGCUGGUUGCUAGAGAGCUAACACUGUAACUUUCGGUUCAUUAGGACCUAAACUCCUUUAAAUCUUUUUGGGACACGUUGUAUUUGCAUCUUGUAGAGUUUAGUUCUUUGGCUUUGCCCUCUGUGAGCAGACACAUUUUGGCAAGGAAAGAAGUGAGUGACAUUUGGGCUGAAUGGAGAGUUUUUGAGAUGGCGAAGAUCAAGGGCUUGCUUUUAAGACGCGCUAGUGAGAUGCGCCCCGUGGAUCUAAUAGGAAAGCAGAAGUCUAUUUAGGUCAUGAGUUCAGAGCCACUUCAACCCGGAAAAUCUUCAGAUACACAAACACCUCUGGUAAAGCAAAGGCAUUUUAGAGACACUUACAGACACGUAAAAACAUUAGAGCAGUGUAACUACUCAUCCCGUUCAUAUUGUUGGCACAGCUCAGGUUCUCUGAAACUCGUUGGCUCGAGUCACUGCCCCAGGAGAACCGACAGCACCCUGAAGUAUCCCAGAACGGGAAACUCAUUCUGAAAAUCUGAACUGAAUAAAGAUUGAAAGCAGGUGGGUUUUGUGAACUAAGCUUGGAACAUUUAAUCUCCAAGUCGAAAAAUUCAUGAGCACAUCCCACAGAAGGUCUUUCUACAAAUAGCUACAUGUGUUAUGUCAAGGAAGCAUCCACUCCAAAAGACAAAAAGUUUAUGGUUAUGGGAAACUCAUGGUCUUUAUAGGGGCCCCUGGCAGGGCUCUCUAGUGUUUGUGGGUCCAGCGCCUCUCUGGACAGCUUUGGGUGAAGAACCCGUUAUCAGGAGGCUGUUCUGGGGCAGCU